Pomacea canaliculata is the source of this 1509-nucleotide messenger RNA. Its product is annotated as multidrug resistance-associated protein 4-like. The record is from RefSeq and is a predicted model, not a curated record. NCBI's taxonomy places the organism in Eukaryota, Metazoa, Mollusca, Gastropoda, Architaenioglossa, Ampullariidae. Gene Ontology annotation, molecular function: ABC-type transporter activity; ATP hydrolysis activity; ATP binding. Gene Ontology annotation, biological process: transmembrane transport. Gene Ontology annotation, cellular component: membrane. The transcript is spliced from 9 exons. The coding region runs from base 1 to 1509 and encodes 502 amino acids.
AUGGAGGAAGGUUACGACAGGUAUUUCGAAGAUCUUGUGAUGUCAUUCAGUCUGCUUCUGGCCACGGUCAUCAUCAUCGGGGCUGUCAACUACUGGCUAUUUAUCGUUAUUGUUCCUCUCACCAUCGCUUUUGUCGUCGCUAGGCGUCGGUUCCACGAGUCGACGCAAGAUGUCGAACAUAUUGAAUUGUCGUCGAAGAGCGCGGUGGGCGCUCACGUCCUCAGCAGCCUGGAGGGCGCCACCUCGCUGCGGGCGUUCGGCGUAGAACAAAGGUUCCUGCACGCUUUUGAUGUGCACCAGGACCGCAGCACUGCAGCCUGCUACCUCCACCUGGCGGCCGACCGAUGGUUCGGGAUGCGCGUUGACCUCAUCGGCUUCGUCCUCGUCUUGGCCACGACACUCGGCUCGGCACUUCAUGGUGCACUAUCAGGAAGGCUCAAGCCACCCGUCACUGCGUUUCAGAUGAGCUCCGUGGACCACUUGCUUCAGUGCUAUCAGCUGUGUCCGGAGCUGGACAUUUCGAGCAGUGAUGGCGAAGUUCGACCAUCUAGCACGUGGCCCCAGUACGGAAUUGUCACGUUCGAGGGUGUAUCGGCGUCCAACACCAGCAAGGGGCCUAGCAUCCUUCGAAACAUGUGGUGCUGCAUCCGGGCACAGGAAAAGAUGGGGGUGAUGUUCAAGUCUGCGGCGGAGCAGCGCCUGUUCCUCUCCGUGUUGAUGCGACUGGUUGAUUACAGCGGCUUUAUCCGCAUUGACGGAAUUGAAAUUCAAAACAUCAGCUUCCAGAAACUUCGCGAGAAGAUCUUCAUCAUCUCUCAUAAUCCACGGCCGUUUCUGGGUACAGUGCGACAGAACCUGGAUCCCGUGUCCCGCUUCACUGACGCCCAGAUAUGGAGGGCCCUGGACGAGGUACAUUUGACAUCCCUGGUCCAGUCACUGCCAGACAAGUUGUACACCGACCUCAGCACAGUGGCCGAAGGACUGUCAACUGGUCAUCGUCAGCUACUGCGUCUGGCGCGAGCUUUGCUUCUGCAUCCCAAGGUGUUGGUAUACGAGGAGCCCUUGUCUAGCCUCGACCUCAUGAGCAAUACUAUCAUCCAGGUGAUACUCAAGACGCGGUUUGAACAAAGCACUGUCAUCCACUUUGCUCAUCUCCCUGACACCAUCAUCGACUGCGACAGGGUGAUGGUGAUUGCAGACGGCAAGAUCCAUGAAGUGGAGUCGCCCCACCUGCUUCUACAGAACCCAGCCAGCAGGUUCUACAGACUGGUAGAAGAGCUGGGACUAACGGAAGUGUCGCGCCUUCGUCAUGUCGCUAAAGAAAAAUACGAGAAUAAGCCCUACGUGGCGCCACCUAUAAACCCCGAGGACUUCGAGAACAGCAUUCCUCCCCGCGGGGACCUGCGGGGGCCGUCAGAGAUCAACGCCCUACCCACCUUCCAUUCCUGUCGACUGGUUGGAGUCUUGAACCAGCUCCCCACCAACAAAUUUUCGACGAACCGCUUGUGA